Glycine soja is the source of this 1840-nucleotide messenger RNA. Its product is annotated as cell division cycle 20.2, cofactor of APC complex-like. Gene Ontology annotation, cellular component: anaphase-promoting complex. The transcript has 4 exons. Lineage: Eukaryota; Viridiplantae; Streptophyta; Magnoliopsida; Fabales; Fabaceae. The record is from RefSeq and is a predicted model, not a curated record. Gene Ontology annotation, biological process: positive regulation of anaphase-promoting complex-dependent catabolic process; positive regulation of ubiquitin protein ligase activity; anaphase-promoting complex-dependent catabolic process. Gene Ontology annotation, molecular function: ubiquitin ligase activator activity; protein binding; anaphase-promoting complex binding. The coding region runs from base 257 to 1630 and encodes 457 amino acids.
UCCAUGGCAUGUUACUAUUCUUUCUUCUUCCACUACUCUACUCAUCGAUCGAAAUUCGAAUGAUCGCUUUCUCUGAUCUAAACUAACUGUGACUGAACCGGAAAAUCAACCACCCCCACCAUCAUUUUCAUUCUCAUUCUCCUCUCUCUGUUUUUUCUAUUUCCUUUCUUUCUUUUCGCUCCCCAUUUACUUGUUUUUUCAUUUUUGCAGGGUUUCUUUUGCUCAUCACCACCUUCUUCAUAUUCCCUCUCCAACCAUGGACGUGGGAUCGUGGAGUUCUUCUCCCUCCAAGAUCAAGUCCCGAUUCUCCUUCCAAGAUCGCCUCUUCCGCAGAAAGAAUUCUCAGGAAAAUUUGGACAGGUUUAUUCCUAAUCGCUCUGCGAUGGACUUCGAUUACGCGCACUACAUGCUCACAGAGGGGAAUAAGAAGGGCAAAGAGAAAGAGAACCCUGUGGUGACAUCACCGUCCCGAGAAGCAUACCAGAAGCAACUCGCUGAGGCUUUCAACAUGAAUCGUACUCGAAUCUUGGCGUUUAAGAACAAACCCCGAACGCCGGUUGAACUCAUUCCCAGUUCCAUCCUAAACCCUCCUCCUCCUCCUCCUAAUUCCUCUAAGCCAAGACGGUACAUUCCUCAGAGUUCGGAGAAGACGCUGGAUGCUCCCGAUAUACUGGAUGAUUAUUAUUUGAAUCUGUUGGACUGGGGCAGCGGCGAUGUUCUGAGCAUUGCCCUUGGAAACACGGUGUAUCUAUGGAAUGCCUCUGAUAGCUCCACUGCUGAACUUGUCACUGUGGAUGAGGAAGAUGGACCGGUUACAAGUGUUGCCUGGGCCCCCGAUGGACGCCAUGUAGCCAUUGGUUUGAACAACUCUCAUGUUCAGCUCUGGGAUUCUCAUGCUUCUAGGCUGCUAAGAACACUGAAGGGUGGACACCAAGCACGAGUGGGUUCACUGUCUUGGAACAAUCAUAUCCUCACAACAGGAGGGAUGGAUGGUAGGAUUGUUAACAACGAUGUUCGAGUGAGGCAUCACAUUGUUGAAUCUUACAGGGGACAUCAACAGGAAAUCUGUGGGCUCAGGUGGUCUCCCUCGGGACAACAAUUGGCGAGUGGUGGCAACGAUAAUGUUAUUCACAUAUGGGACAGGACUAUGGUUUCUUCAAAUUCACCGACCCAUUGGCUUCACAGGUUUGAGGAGCAUAGAGCUGCCGUGAAGGCACUAGCUUGGUGUCCAUUCCAGGCAAAUCUCCUAGCUUCUGGUGGAGGUGGGGGUGAUCACUGCAUUAAGUUCUGGAACACUCAUACAGGGGCGUGCUUGAACUCUGUUGACACAGGCUCACAAGUGUGCGCUCUGCUGUGGAGCAAGAAUGAGCGUGAGUUGCUUAGCUCUCAUGGUUUCACCCAGAACCAGCUCGCUCUUUGGAAAUACCCUUCAAUGCUGAAGAUGGCAGAGCUCAAGGGUCAUACCUCCAGGGUGUUGUAUAUGGCACAAAGUCCAAACGGGUGUACUGUGGCCUCUGCAGCAGGGGACGAGACACUGAGAUUUUGGAAUGUCUUUGGGACUCCACAGGCUUCCAAACCUGCACCAACAGCUAGCACUGAUCCAUUUGCUCAUGUGAACCGUAUUCGUUGAAGGUGCACUUGGAACUUUCUGCAAGUCUGAGCCUGUGAGUGUGAGUUGUAGAUAACGUAGACAUUUUAUUAAAAAAAUUAUUUAGUUUUAUAAUAUUACCCUGAUUGUUCUUUAUACAUUUGUAUUAUGGUAGAUACAUACAAAAAUGUCUGUUCAGAAAAAUCAUAAAUGAAUACAUGUGUAUGAUUGGAAAUUUUCACUUUAUUGUUA